Limulus polyphemus (Atlantic horseshoe crab) is the source of this 4444-nucleotide messenger RNA. RefSeq names its product insulin-like growth factor 2 mRNA-binding protein 1. Lineage: Eukaryota; Metazoa; Arthropoda; Merostomata; Xiphosura; Limulidae. The coding region runs from base 262 to 1596 and encodes 444 amino acids. The record is from RefSeq and is a predicted model, not a curated record. Gene Ontology annotation, biological process: regulation of gene expression; nervous system development. Gene Ontology annotation, molecular function: mRNA 3'-UTR binding. Gene Ontology annotation, cellular component: cytosol; cytoplasm; nucleus. The transcript is spliced from 13 exons.
GUGAUAUGGGAACGACUUGCGAUAUGGACUCGUACUAAUAAGAUCCAUGUUGGCAACAUUCCAAACAGCUUUGAAUGGGAUGAAAUCAAAACAUUGUUGACAACAUUUGGUGAAGUUCAACAUUGUGUUAAAGGUCCAGCCAAAUUUGAAAACUCGUAUCAUGUCUUUGUAACGUAUGAAACUCCAGAUCAAGCACAGCAAGCUUUCACCCAACUGAAUGGAUAUGACAUUGAAGGUUCACCUUUAAAAGUAGAUUUUGUUAUGGAUCAAGGAUAUGGAAACCGUGGAGGUCGCACUAACAGAGGACCCUUCCCACUCUUUCCUUACUCAGGGAAUUCUCCUAACCCCAUGCGUCCAACAGAUUUUCCUCUACGAAUACUUGUUUUUAGUGAUAUGGUAGGAGCAAUCAUUGGUCGAGCAGGUGGUACCAUAAGACGAAUAUCGCAGGAAUCUCGAGCCAGAGUUGAUGUACACCGCAAAGAAAAUGCAGGAUCGGUUGAAAAAGUAAUUACUAUAUAUGGGGAUCCAGAAAACUGUUCAUUAGCUUGCAAGAAAAUUUUAGAAGUGAUGCAACAAGAAGCUGAAAACACCAGCCGAGGUGACAUUCCCUUGAAACUUUUAGCUCACAAUAACCUGAUUGGUCGCCUUAUUGGCAAAAGUGGCAAUACCAUCAAAGGAAUAAUGGAGAAAACAGACACCAAAAUAACUGUUUCUAGUAGCAUCCAUGAUGUUAACAGCUUUAACAUGGAACGAAUUGUAACAAUUGUGGGCAAACUGGAAAAUACUUCUAAAGCUGAACAGAUGAUCAGUUCAAAACUACGCCAGAGCUACGAGAAUGACCUUUCUUCCAUGGCUCCCCAAACAUUUAUGUUCCCUGGGGUCCAUCCUAUGGCUAUGAUGUCUACCAUGGGGGGCCCUGGUUGUCCUCCUGCUCCUCGUGGUACACAAACCAUCCCUCCAUAUGGCAUGUACAACUCACCUUGUAUGCCUGUAAACUAUCCCCCAGGGUCCAUGUCAUCGCAACAGCAAGAUCCAAGUAAGGAACAGGUGUUCUUGUACAUUCCAAACACUGCUGUUGGUGCCAUAAUAGGUACUGGUGGUUCGAGCAUCAGGGACAUGAUCUGUUCUUCUGGAGCUAGUAUAAAGGUUGCACAGCCUAAUAAAGAUGAACCGUUAGAAGGACAAACAGAAAGAAAAGUAACCAUAAUAGGGACACCUGAGUCACAGUGGAAAGCACAGUUCAUGGUCUUCAAGAAAAUUAGCUACGAAGGCUUUGCUGGACCUCAGGAUGCACGUCUUAGGGUAGAAAUCUUUGUUCCAUCAUCUCAAGUUGGUCGCAUAAUUGGGAAAGGAGGACAGACAGUUCGAGAAAUGCAGAGGAUAACCCAGGCAGCAAUAAAAUUACCAGAAGAGAGCCAGAACACUCAAGCAGAGGAAACCCCCAUCUGCAUCAUUGGCGAUUUUUACAGCUCACAAGCUGCCCAACGCCACAUCCGAGCCCUAGUAACUCGAAGCCAGACAGGCACCCAUGCGCCAGGAUGCCAUGGGCUUCUACCAAUGCCCCCACGACCUCCUUGUCCAGGCCAGGUCAAUUAACUUUUGUGACACAGAAUUAAUGCCAUGGUAAUGCUGCCUACUCUCAUUUUCAAACCAAAGAGGAGCAGCAUAAAAACAGUCUUAAAACACUGUGCUAUACAGAAGCAUUAUUAUUAUUUUUUUUUUCUAAAGAAUGAGAAGGGAGAAUUUGAAUUUCAUCUGGAAUGUUAUCAAUAUGGCAUACAGAAAUUAAGGAUGCAUUGCUUUGUUCAAAAAAAUCCUUUUACCUGUUUCAGAAGAUUUAUUUACUGAUAAGACAUUUGAUGCAAAGCUAUCAUUUUGAGAAUAUUCAAAACAUCUGAAUCAUUGAGACUAUUGGGUGGGAGGGGUGGUAGAAAGUUUAAAGUCGGGGAUGGGAAAGGGGUGGGUUAAAUGUUUUAUUUCAUUUUAAGUUUGUUGAAACAUUUAUAUAGGACCAUAAUUGUUGACGAUUAUUGUGGUCUUUCUUUUUUUUUUAUAAAUGUGUUAUAGAAACUUAUUUUUGAUAUACUUGUUGGAGGAACUUUUUUGUUGAAAGAUUUUUAUUGGAAGCAUUUUAGCUCAUCAUUAGUGGCCACAUCAUCAAAAUAGGUCAUUGUUUCACAUAACAUUCAAGUUUCUCCAAUGAGGAUUGAUCCUAGCCAAUUUAACUAAAUUAAUAAAACAAAGCUCAAGUUUGCUAUUGCAAACUAACUGAAAAAUUCUUUCACUCAAAAGUGUAAAUUUAUCAUAAACAUCCUUCAUUCAUGCUCUGUUUAUUCGGAUAUAAAUAGAUCAAUAUACUUUUUACAGCUUUAAAAGUGACAUUCUCCUCAUAUUUUAUUUGAAAUGCAUCAGGCAUGAAACCAAACAGAGCCAUGGAUUUAUAAAGAAUAUGAAUUAAAAUAAUUUAAUUAUUAUAUAAAAAAAGAAAGAAGGAUAUAUGUAGAGAAAGAUGAUUAGUAACCUACAGUACAACUUUGGAUGCCUUUAUAGACAAUUACUUGUAUGUUAAUAGCCAUGUUGUUCAACCUGUAGAAGUUUCUUAUUCAUGUUGAAAACAGUUCCAGGGAUUCAUAAACCAUUAUUAAUUACUACUAGAAAAAAAUAAUUCUAGAGUCAAUGUGUCUUGAAACUAAAACACUUUUUGUUAUCAAUGCUAUUUGCACAAGAUGAAAAGGUAUGUUAAGUAACAAAGCUAGAUGUUAUGACUGAUGAAAUGAUCAUCUAACAUAAUACAUCUUUGAAUAUUCACAAGAUUGAAAACUUACAAAGUGAAUUAUAGUCUGUGGCCUAAGACUGCCACGAGCAGCCUUGUUUCCUCUCAGGCUUGCUUUCUAUAAAUACCUACUACCUCAUUUGUUUGACCAUCCUGUUUCAAAUGUGCUUUUGCAAAUCACUUUCUGGCCAAAGUUGGUAAGAAAUCAAACGUUGACAGAAACGACUGCUAGAUGAUAAUGAAGAUAAGUGUUCUGGAUAUACUUCCAUUUUUCAUUAUAAUAACUGAAGUGGACAUGGAGAGUAUAAUCAUAAGUUUAUCCACUCUUUGAAAUUGUGUCAUGCUUGACGUUACAAACGUGAUAGCAUUAUAUAUAUAAAAUACAGAGGUUAUCAAGAAAAAAUGGAGCAAACAGAAAUGCUUGUUUCUACCUCUUUGAGUUGCAUCAUUUACAGGAAAGCAUAUUAAAAUGACUAAGUUAAAUGUCAUUCAUCUCCUGUGAUAGAUUACUACCAGUUUUAUUUUACUUUGAUAUCCUAUAGGUUACAGUUUCAUCUGUCAUGAAAUGGACCAUGCUGGACUGCAAAAACAGUAGAAAUAUUGUUUUUUAGUCAAACUUAAACAGUCUGUUAACAGACUGACAGACUCCAUUGUUUUUGAUAUAUCCUUCAUCUAUAGAAAAGGAAGUGUUGAAAUAAUAUUGCUUUGAAAAGUCCUUAGUGUUAAUCUUCAAGUUCACGAUUUACCAGUGUAGUAAUAAAUUGUAGAGAUAGUUACAUCCCCUAAAAGGUUAGCCAUGUAGUUUUUUCAUUUUUUUCCAGAUGUUAUCUCAAAAAAAAAACAAAAUUGUUUUGUUUUCAUAUUUAUGUUGAAAAUUAGAGGACGAUGCAUUUGAAGAUUAUUCUCUUUAAUUCUGGAAUCUAUCGUCUUACCACUGGCUAAAGAAAGUCAGUUAAGUAGUACUGGUUCAUAUUUAAGAUUAUUAUGUUACUACAGUUUUGGUGGUUGUAAAAUUCAGGAUUUAGUGAACUCCCCCCCCUUUUUUUUUUCUUAAUAAAUGUUCUUAGGAUAUUUCAGUGUGUGAAGAUUUUGGAACCUAAAAAAAAUGGAAAAUGCUACGUGACGUAAGCAUUACCCAUUUUAAAGACUCUGGAACCAUAAGAUUUUUAACAAAAAUAACAUUUGAAGUUUUACUAAUAUUUUUCCCCCUUCCAGAUAAACCAGUUGUGGAUAAUCUUUGGGCUUAAGAUGAAUCUGAUUACAGUUCUGUGCCAUAACUCCAAGUUCAGUAAAACCCAAUACCACUGGUAGGCAUGUUGACUCAAACACGGGUAAAUCCUAUAUUCUUAUGGUCAUUGUAGUCUUGGCAAAAGAUGCAUCUACAGGAAAGCUGGAAUAUCUUGUAUGAAUAAUGUUACAAAAGUUUUAUUAGUAGAGCCUCACAUCUGAAGUAAGCUUUCCUCACUUUGAUUGUUUUGAUUUUUUUUUUUCAAUUCUGCGUGACUGGGAAGAGCCCAUUCCAUUACAUAACAAUUGAUCAGUUUCUCUGUAAGGUUAGGUUUUGGAUUAGCCAGGUAAGCCACAGUAAUGUUACUGUCUGACUAGAGUUUCAUCCCCUAUGUACCUGUAAACCUUUUCUAUGGAGAAAUUAAAUUAUUCUAUGAAAAAUGA